This is a messenger RNA of Pipistrellus nathusii (Nathusius's pipistrelle), 1251 nucleotides long. The record is from the annotation of a GenBank genome assembly. NCBI's taxonomy places the organism in Eukaryota, Metazoa, Chordata, Mammalia, Chiroptera, Vespertilionidae.
AUGGACCCGAUCCGGAGCUUCUGUGCAAAGCUGCGGUCCCUGGCGGCCACCGUGGACGGCGAAACGGCGCGGCUGCAGCGGGCACUGGAGAGGGAAGACAGCGACUUUGUAGGUUAUGCAGUAAGAAUUUUACAUGACCUUAAUUCAGAAGUUCGGACUCUAAAGGAUAAUGUCAAUAUUCUUCUUGAUAAAGCAAGUUUGGAAAGUCAAGAAAGCAUUGGUUUCAUAAAGGCGGCAAAAGUACUGAUGAAAAAAACCUCAGCAGAUAUUAUAAAAAUAAGAGAGUUUUUCCAGAAGUAUGGAUAUAAUCCACAGGCCAAGAAAAAUUCAGUGGGUGAGCAAGAAGCCAGUGACUCUAAACCAGAGUCCACUAGAGAUGAAAACCUUCAAAAGCCUGAUGUAAAGGAUGAUAUGUCUAAUCCUGUUGUUCCAAGCAGCUCUGUUUCUGAGAAGAUUCCAUGUAGUCCACAACUUUCAGAUUUUGGACUUGAGCGGUACCUGAUAUCGCAAAUUCCACCAAAUCCUCAACAGGCAGUAAACAAUCAUAAGAAAGAGCCAAACACGUUAACUCCGUCUUCCAAACAAUUACCAGUUAAAAUACUAAAAACUCCAAAAUGUGCAAUAAAUAUGGAUGAUUUUGAGUGUGUGACUCCUAAAUUAGAGCACUUCGGUAUCUCUGAAUAUACUGUGUGUUUGAAUGAAGAUUACACAAUGGGACUUAAAAAUGUGAAGAGUAAAAGUGAGGAAGCUGUAGAAUCAGAACUACUGUCCAGUGAUAGCACCACUGCUGGCCUCAUGAACCAGCAAUUGGAAAAAAAUGAUGAUGAAUAUACAAAGUCUCCCUUGGCACCUACAUUCUGUACUCCUGGUUUGAAAAUUCCUUCUACAAAGAACAGAACAGCUUUGGUAUCCACAGAUUAUCCAUUAUCAAAAACAAAUAGUUCAUCAAACGAUUUGGAAAUGAAAUACUGUACAACAUUAGUUUUGAAUUCAGACAAGUGCUUUGAGAGCUUUGCAGCUCCCUCUUCCCCUGUGAUUUCUUCUUAUGAGAAUCUCCUCAGAACACCUACACCUCCACAAGUAACUACAAUUCCAGAAGACAUUCUCCAGGUUUUAUCAAAAUAUAACCCAAACCUAGCUACUACUCCAGUAGCACUCAAGGCAUGCCACCCAGAAAAGCAUUCUUUACUGGAUGUGAAGGAUGGAACAUCUGAGAUAUUGGCAACAACAAAACCAGUGAAAAAAUUCUAG